UUGGCAGAACGGCGUCCAAUAGAUGAUGAGCUGUGCAGUACGUUCCUUUGCGUGCGCGUUCACGCAGUCAGGCGCGCUAGCCAUUGAAACUAGCCCGGACUUGUGUGCAGAAAGUGAGAAAGCACAAACAUCACUAUAAGUGGUACAGAUGGCGGAGUGGAACGCCUACUACAGAAAUGAUGAGGAGGAGGAGGAGCAAGAGGAAGGAGAACAAUCUGGAGGAGAUUACAGGAUCACAGGGAGAGACAGUCUUGUCUUCCUGGUUGAUGCCUCCAAGGAAAUGUUCAUCAAAGGAGAAGACGGACAGCCCUCCAACUUUGACAUGACCAUGCAGGUUGUUCGCAGUGUGUACACCAGUAAGAUUAUCAGCAGCCACAGGGAUCUGGUGGCUUUGGUUUUCUAUGGCACAGAGCAGAGCAAAAAUCCAAGGAACUCUUUCAAACAUGUCUAUGUGUACCACGACCUGGAUGAACCCGGUGCCAAACGAGUGCAGGAAAUUGAUGCUCUGCGAGGUGAAAAAGGUGCCCAGCUAGCAGCAGAGACGAUGGGGAGCGGGGAGACUUCACUGGGUGAUGCCCUGUGGUGCUGCGCCAACCUGUAUAGUGACAUCAAGUUACGUCUCUCACACAAGCGACUCAUGAUCUUCACCUGCAGGGAUGAACCACACAUGGGAGACAGCGUUAAGGACCGACAGGCUCGCACCAAGUCCAGUGACCUCAAGGAGACUGGUGUCGUCAUUGAUUUAAUGCAUCUCAUGAAACCUGGUGGCUUUGAUGUGGCGCCCUUCUUUCGUGACGUUGUAAGUCCACCUGAGGAUGAAAGCGAGUUGGGGCUGCAGCUGGAGCCCUGUGACAAACUGGACGACCUCAAGAAGAGGGUGCGGGCAAAGGAGCAGAAGAAGAGAGCCAUGGCCAGAUUGAACCUGUGUCUUGGUGAAGGAGUAAAUGUAGCUGUGGGAAUAUAUGCAACUGCUGUGACAGCUCGGAAACCAGCUGCCAUCAAACUUUACAGGGAGACCAACGAGCCAGUCCGCAGCAAAACCCGCAUGUUUCACACCGAGACAGGCAGUCUGCUGCUGCCCAGUGAAAUAAAGAAAUCCCAGACAUACGGUAAGAAGCAGAUCGUGAUGGAGAAGGACGAGGUGGACUCUAUCAGAAAGUUUGAGGAUCCUGGUCUGUUCCUAAUCGGAUUCAAACCCAUGGAGAAGCUCAAACUUCACCAGCAUAUCCGACCUGCCGUCUUCCUCUAUCCCGAAGAGGAUGAAGUGAAAGGCAGUGCAUGUCUCUUUUCUGCCUUGUUGACAAAGUGCAGCGAGAGAAAUGUGUUUGCUCUGUGCCGCUGCGUCGCUCGGCGAAACUACUCACCUCGAUUUGUCGCCCUGGUGCCUCAGAAAGAACAGAGUGACGAGUCAAAAGUACAGAUUACACCACCAGGUUUCCACGUCAUCUACCUGCCAUAUGCUGAUGACAUGCGGACUCUGGAUCCUCCUCAGUCCCCAUCAGCUUCACAGAUACAAGUGGACAAGAUGAAGGAGAUCGUGUCCAAGCUGCGCUUUAAAUACAGGAGUGAUGCUUUUGAGAACCCCGUCAUCCAGCAGCAUUUCAGAAACAUGGAGGCCUUGGCUCUGGAUAUGAGGGCUCCAGAGGACACUGAGGACCUCAUCAUGCCAAAGGUGGAUCAGAUUGAUCAUCGUCUGGGUCCUUUGAGUCAGGAAUUUAAAGAUCUGGUGUACCCGGACGGCUAUAAUCCUGAGGGCAAACCAGCUGCCAAACGCAAAACAGCUCAAAACGGAGGCGGAGCUGAGAAGAAACCCAAAGUAGAGGUGGGAGAAGAUGAUCUGAAGGCUCAUGUGCAGAACGGCACCCUGGGAAAGCUGACUGUACCUGUGUUGAAGGAGGCCUGUAAGCAGCUUGGGGUUCGGACCACCGGGACCAAGAAGCAAGAGCUGAUCGAUGCACUUACUGCCAAGCUUGGGUCAUGAAGAGUUAAAACUAAGCCACACUGUGCUGUGCGACAGUGAGCAGGCAGACAUGGUCAGAUCAGCGUAUCUGUUGUCAUACUUAUUACUCAAGGGUAGAGGAAUGUCUUCAAACACUCAGCCGUUCUGGAUUUUUGGACCGACCAGAAAAAGUGCUUGAUAGGAUAUAAAACAUGUUGCUGCUUUUCCUUUUUUUUGCAUUAAAGCUUGGUUCAGUGCAGAUGAUGAUUUCUGCAGCUAAUUCGUCCCUCUCAAAUUACAUAAAUAGUGUUCAAAUGUAAGCAAGACGGUUAUUUAUCUGUGAUCAGAUAACCCCUGACUGUUAUGGAUGUAAACGAAAUUGUUUUUUCUACUCAUUGAAAUACACUGUACAAUACAUAAAGGUAUUGUAACCAGUGACGACCUUGUUAAUAAUUGUGCUUUCUUGCGAAUAAAACAACACAUUUUGUUAGCCUGCA
Molecule: messenger RNA, 2436 nt
Organism: Notolabrus celidotus (New Zealand spotty)
Lineage: Eukaryota; Metazoa; Chordata; Actinopteri; Labriformes; Labridae
Gene: xrcc6
Product: X-ray repair complementing defective repair in Chinese hamster cells 6
Exons: 13
Coding region: 149-1981 (610 amino acids)
Biological process (GO): double-strand break repair via nonhomologous end joining; cellular response to gamma radiation; cellular response to X-ray
Cellular component (GO): nucleus; Ku70:Ku80 complex
Molecular function (GO): DNA helicase activity; damaged DNA binding; double-stranded DNA binding
Source: RefSeq, a predicted model, not a curated record